This is a messenger RNA of Pyricularia grisea, 1485 nucleotides long. RefSeq lists its product as uncharacterized. Bases 1 to 1485 code for a protein of 494 amino acids. The transcript has 2 exons. Lineage: Eukaryota; Fungi; Ascomycota; Sordariomycetes; Magnaporthales; Pyriculariaceae. The record is from RefSeq and is a predicted model, not a curated record.
AUGCACAAAUGGAACGCCCGGCGAAACUUUAGAAGCGUCAUGACAAUGCGGAAUCCGACUACGCCCCCCAAGCCCCUGACCCACCCCAGCUCCGACCGCGAUCCUAGCCGGACACUGAGCAGCUUGGUCUUCACUGGCCAAGGCAUCCAGAGCACUGGCCCCUUCAAUGUCAGCGGAAACAUUAUCAUUAACCAAAAUGGUAAUGUGGCAAACGUGCGCGAGGCCGAGGCCGACCGAAAGCGCGAGGAACUCGAGAAGAAGCGCAAGGAACUCGAGAAGAAGCGCAAGGAACUCGAGAGGAAGCGCAAGGAACUCGAGAAGAAGCACAAACACCGACAAGCACUUCUCAAGACGCUGCAAUUCGAUCAGAUGGACUCGCGCCAGCUGACCAUUCAGAAAGAAUAUCCCAAAACCUGCAAAUGGUUCCUACAGGACGAAGCGUACUGCGAAUGGAUGAGAAACCAAGAAUCGGGCGACGCUGGCAACUUCCUAUGGAUAAAAGGAAAACCUGGAGCUGGGAAGUCAACGAUGAUGAAGUUCUUGUUGGAAUAUACACGACGAAAUAAAAGGGGGCCUAAAGUGAUCUCCUUCUUUUUCAACGCAAGAGGCGAUACCAUGGAGAAGAACACCCUCGGUCUCUACCGAUCAUUGGUGGUGCAACUUCUUGAGUUAUACCCAGCCCUCUUGUCUGUUUUAGACAAAUACCGCAGCAGCAUCAAAUGGAAUGUCAACUCAGCUAAAGGACUCUUCUCGGAAACCGUUGAGGCCCUCGGUAAAAUCCCUGUCAUUUGCUUCAUCGAUGCUCUAGAUGAAUGCAAAGAGCAGGAAGUCCGAGAUAUGAUCGCAUGUUUAAGUGGCCUUUGCGAAAUUGGCAAAAAGCUCAACAUCUGCCUAGCUAGUAGACACUACCCGAAUAUUACUAUCAUGAAAGGACGUAGCAUCGUCCUCGAGGAUAAGGUGGAGCAUCAGCGAGACAUUGCGGACUACAUCGACAGUACCUUAUGUAUUCGCAAUGAAAGUGCUCUGGGGGAAAUCCGGUCUGACCUCCUUAAAAAGGCGUCGGGUGUGUUCAUGUGGGUCGUUCUUGUGGUUAACAUACUAAACAAGGCAUACGAUACUACUGGUCUCCGCGGCCUCCGCAAACGGCUUGCCGACAUACCUGACGAUCUUGACACAUUAUUCCGCGAUAUGCUUUCUCGGGAUACUAUCAACACGCCGAAUCUUCUGUUAUGUAUACAAUGGGUUCUCUUCGCGAGGCGGCCUCUUAAGCCGAUGGAGCUCUACCUCGCUAUCAUUUCCGCGAGUAAGCCAGAAAACCUAGCCGACUACCAUGCGGGAGAUAUCACAGACGACGAAAUCGCCAAGUUUGUGCUCGAUACCUCGAAGGGACUGGCCGAGUUGACCAAGUCCGAGCAUCCUACAAUUCAGUUCAUCCACGAGUCCUUACUGGAGCGAGCCUCGAAAGGCAAAGCCACCAGGUGCUAA